Molecule: messenger RNA, 651 nt
Organism: Macrobrachium nipponense
Lineage: Eukaryota; Metazoa; Arthropoda; Malacostraca; Decapoda; Palaemonidae
Exons: 1
Coding region: 1-651 (216 amino acids)
Source: RefSeq, a predicted model, not a curated record
AUGCUGCUGGAAAUUCUGUCAGAACAAUAUGCUGUAGUAGCAGACAUAAGUAAAGCUUUCCUUAGAAUAGGAAUUAAUGAAAAUCACAGAGAUUUCACAAGAUUCUUAUGGUUUGCUGAUAGAGAUUUUAAGCAUGUCAAGACUUUUAGAUUUAAGGUUUUAUUGUUUGGAGCUACUUGUUCACCUUUUCUGCUGAAUCAGAUAAUACAAUAUCAUUUGCAAAACCAUUCAGAUCCCAUCGCCAGUUCAGUCAAGAAGUCCUUUUAUGUGGAUAACUUUAUGAAAACUUAUGAGAAAUGUGAAGAUUUAGAACUCGAGAGUAAUAAGGUAAACCCAAUUAUGUUGGAAGCUAAUAUGCCUUUGGGAGAAUGGGCUAGGAACUUGAGUUCAUUUAAUGAUAAACAUAGCCCAGAUACUGUCAACUUGAAUGCAGUAAAACUACUCGGUCUCUUGUGGGAUACCUGUAAUGACUCAUUGAGUGUAAAGAUGCCGUCUCAGAUUGUUACAUAUUUGAAUAAUCUAGGAAAUGUUUGUACUUUGACUAAGAGAAAGGUUGUGUCUCUCCUUUCAACCAUCUUUGAUCCUUUGGGAAUAUUAACGCCCGUAACAAUCAAGGGUAAAAACUAUUUUGUGAAGAAUUGUGGGGACUGA